Sinocyclocheilus rhinocerous is the source of this 1855-nucleotide messenger RNA. Its product is annotated as F-box/LRR-repeat protein 16-like. The coding region runs from base 339 to 1820 and encodes 493 amino acids. Gene Ontology annotation, cellular component: SCF ubiquitin ligase complex. Gene Ontology annotation, biological process: SCF-dependent proteasomal ubiquitin-dependent protein catabolic process. Gene Ontology annotation, molecular function: protein binding. NCBI's taxonomy places the organism in Eukaryota, Metazoa, Chordata, Actinopteri, Cypriniformes, Cyprinidae. The transcript has 6 exons. The record is from RefSeq and is a predicted model, not a curated record.
GAGACAGCGAGUGGGAGGCAAGCUUUGUGUGGAGAAACAGAAUGAACGGGCUGUUAUUUUAGGCUAGGGCAUUAAUUUACUUGUUUAAUAUUUCCUUCUAUACACAUGUGAAGUGAUAUUUUACGGGUUUGGUACUGAGAAAGGUUUACAUCUCUAUGGCAACAUCGACAUAUCAAAUUAUCAUCAGCUCCGCAAGGAAAUAACGGGCAGGGCUGCUGCUGCUGCCACUGGUAUAUUUAUUUAUUUUCCCUCAUGCGUCCUGCAACGUUGUGGGAAACGCCAUCGAGUCAGGGAGCGAUAUCUGAUUUAUGAUGGAUUAAUGGUCGUGUGAGCUGCAUAUGAAAGAAAGGCUUCCAAUGCUGAAUAUGUCCACUCCCAGUGAACUCAAGUCUCCCUGCGUGACUCGGAACGGCAUGGUCAAGCUGUCCCCCCAGCCCAACGGCCUCGGUUCGGCCAGCAUUACUAAAGGCACUCCAGCUGCCAAGAAUCGCCUGUGCCAGUCGUCCUCCGUGCCCACCAUCUUGCCUCCCCCUAGCCUUCCCUAUCACCUAGAGCCCCUGCCCACAGCGGCCUCACUGCUGGGCCCCGACCUGGACACGAGCCCCGUGACUGCCAUCAAACCUCCCCUCCGGCAAUUUCCCAAGCCCAUGCUGGAGAGACAACUGGUGCUGGACGAGAAGGUGCUGAACCGGCUCUUAUGGUACUUCACCACGGCAGAAAAGUGCAUUCUAGCCCAGGUGUGCAAGACGUGGCGGAAAGUGCUCUACCAGCCCAAGUUCUGGGAAGGUGUGACGCCCAUUCUACAUGCCAAGGAACUCUACACUAUCCUGCCCAAUGGGGAGAAGGAGUUUGUCAGCCUGCAGGCUUUUGCUCUCAGAGGCUUCCAGUCCUUCUGUCUGGUGGGGGUCUCGGAUUUGGACAUUUGUGAGUUCAUCGACAACUAUCCAUUGUCGAAGAAGGGAGUCAAGUCUGUCAGUCUAAAGAGGUCGACUAUAACAGAUGCGGGACUUGAGGUGAUGCUGGAACAGAUGCAAGGUCUGAUGCAUCUUGAACUCUCCGGCUGCAAUGAUUUCACAGAAGCCGGCCUGUGGUCCAGCCUGAAUGCACGGCUUACCUCUCUCAGUGUCAGCGACUGCAUCAACGUGGCAGAUGACGCCAUCGCCGCCAUUUCUCAGCUCCUUCCCAACCUAUCGGAGCUCAGCCUGCAGGCCUAUCACGUGACCGACACGGCCAUGGCCUACUUCACCGCCAAGCAAGGCUACACCACCCACACGCUGCGUCUGAACUCCUGCUGGGAGAUCACCAACCAUGGCGUAGUUAACAUGGUGCACAGCCUGCCAAACCUCACCUCCCUCAGCCUGUCAGGCUGCUCGAAGAUCACAGACGAUGGCGUGGAAUUGGUUGCCGAGAAUCUGAGGAAGCUCCGGAGUCUGGAUCUGUCCUGGUGCCCCCGCAUCACUGACAUGGCCCUGGAGUAUAUCGCCUGUGACCUACACAAGCUGGAGGAGCUGGUUCUGGACCGGUGUGUGCGGAUCACAGAUACAGGCCUGGGUUACUUAUCUACCAUGUCAACUCUGAGAAGUCUCUACCUGCGCUGGUGCUGUCAGGUGCAAGACUUUGGGUUACAGCAUCUAUAUGGAAUGAGGAGUCUUCGUCUUCUCUCUCUAGCAGGGUGCCCUCUGCUGACCACUACUGGCCUGUCAGGCCUGAUCCAACUGCAGGACCUAGAGGAGCUGGAACUGACCAACUGCCCUGGCGCCACAGCCGAACUCUUCAAAUACUACUCCCAGCAUCUGCCGCGCUGCAUGGUCAUCGAGUAGAGCAAAGAGUUUCAUGGGCACUAGCACCCACCACA